AUCAUAACUCCAAUAUUUAUCCCUAUUAGUAUUAGUUGAUUGACGUAGAUUAUGAAUUCCAAUUUUAUGUUUAGGGAAGAUUAAGAAAAAGGGGGCGGCGGUGCAGCCAUUUGUGUUGCUUUGUGCUACAAAAAAUCUGACCUGGGUCUGGGUGGCUUAUGUCUUUCAACAGGGACAACUACAAGUCAGCCGGUUUAAAUUAGUUUGUUUGGGCCUAAAAGAAAUGGACAAACGUGACCGGAAGCAAGCGAAGACUGGUAGUUGCUGUUCUGAAGAGGUGAGCAGCACUGAGUGGGAGUUCAUAAAUAUGUCUGAACAAGAAGAAGAUCUCAUUUAUAGAAUGUAUAAACUGGUUGGGGACAGGUGGGGGUUAAUUGCAGGUAGGAUACCGGGUCAGAAAGCUGAAGAAAUAGAAAGGUUUUGGAUCAUGAGACAUGGAGAAGUAUUUGCAAAGAGGCGAAGGGAGCUGAAGAUGAGACACGGUUCUGUUUGAAAAUAACGGCAUUCAUUUCUUUUAUAUUAGGGAUGGAACAAUGUUAUGUUUUUUUUGGGUCUAAUGUUGUUUAUGAUCUGUGUCUGGGUUUGGUGCUCUGUUUCCUUCCCUGUAAGGGUUGCAAAUUGCAGUGCAUGCCGUUUGUUGAUGUAUGGCACAAGGUCUUUUUGUCGAGAUGGGAAAUGGAAGAAGGUAGUUGCAGUUUUAUUCGAUUAAAAGUAUCUUCCUAGGCUUUUGUUGACACACUUAUUUCAUGUCAAAGGAUUGAGAGAGGCUUCCUGCAUGUCCAAGACAAAAAGGCAUUUCCUAUGUUAUACUCUAAACCUAACUAAACUAAUUGAAACUCAGAAUGGAUUAAUAUCGAAGAAGAUAAUUAUAACUGAAGUUGGUUGAGGGUCUUUUUCAGUUGACUCACUCUUCUUCGUGGUUUCGAGUGUUGAGUAAGGAUUGGGGGGAUUAAAUGAUGUCCAUGUACGCGUAUGUUACCAUUUAGGUUUAGGUGAAAGUGGCAAGUAAAUUAUAUACUAAUUUAAUUCAAUUAAAAAAUACUUCAAAUA
Molecule: messenger RNA, 1050 nt
Organism: Gossypium arboreum
Lineage: Eukaryota; Viridiplantae; Streptophyta; Magnoliopsida; Malvales; Malvaceae
Product: transcription factor CPC
Exons: 4
Coding region: 224-493 (89 amino acids)
Biological process (GO): cell differentiation
Cellular component (GO): nucleus
Molecular function (GO): transcription cis-regulatory region binding
Source: RefSeq, a predicted model, not a curated record